Prunus avium (sweet cherry) is the source of this 3669-nucleotide messenger RNA. Its product is annotated as plastid division protein CDP1, chloroplastic. Lineage: Eukaryota; Viridiplantae; Streptophyta; Magnoliopsida; Rosales; Rosaceae. Gene Ontology annotation, cellular component: chloroplast inner membrane. The record is from RefSeq and is a predicted model, not a curated record. Gene Ontology annotation, biological process: chloroplast fission.
GGCCCUCCAAAUUUGGCCAAAAUUUUGUUGGCGCCUCUCUCUCUCGACCCGACUCCCUCAGAUCUUCAAUCCUCGCAUAGCACCACAACCAUCUCUCUUCUGUUUUCUCUACUUCGAUCCUCUCACUCUCAGUCGAUCAGCCACCGCGCCGCCUCCAUCCCUGCACGCAGCGGCAGUCUCAGUUUCUGAUCGCCGACAACAUCUAUUCCUCUCCUGCGAUUUCUUCUGUGGGUUUCUCUCUCAUAUCAGUCAAAGAUGGAAGAGUGAUGAUAUAUUUGCAGUUUGACAUUGUUCAUGCAUGACUACACCAACGCCCAGCCGUGACUUCACCAACUCCAAAUCCGGCCGCACUCUUUCAGUCCCUAACCCGGCCAAUUUCUCCAAGUUUCGGCUGCCUCACUACCAGACCCCAGCCCGGCUGUGGUCAUGGCUGCUUUGUCUCACGCCUUUCCAAGCAUUUCGUCUUCCUGUUGUCAUUGCAGAAUCAGUAAUCUCAAGGAAGAUCACAAGGUCUGCAUUUGGGGUUUCUCCAGAGAAAUAAGUGAUAAUGAAAUCGGUGUUUCUAGGGUUUACUGGAAGAAGGAUAAUAAUAAUCUCACCGGUCGCUGGACUGUGAAUGCAGUUGACACCCACAUUGUGGAGACCGCUCCACCUCGCACCACCGUUGAAAUUCCCAUUACCUGUUACCAGCUUAUUGGCGUUCCUGAUCAAGCUGAAAAAGAUGAGGUUGUUAAAUCAGUGAUGGAUUUGAAGAGUGCUGAAAUUGAAGAAGGUUACACCAUGGAUGCUGUUGCAUCUCGCCAGGGUCUUUUAAUGGAUGUGAGAGAUAAGCUUCUUUUUGAACCAGAAUAUGCUGGUAAUAUUAAGGAAAAGAUCCCACCUAAAUCUUCCCUGCGAAUCCCUUGGGCUUGGUUGCCAGGUGCUCUUUGCCUCCUUCAAGAGGUUGGAGAAGUUAAGCUUGUGCAAGAUAUUGGUCGUGUAGCUGUUCAGCAUCCAGAUGCCAAGCCGUAUGUUCAUGAUCUUCUUCUUUCUAUGGCACUAGCGGAGUGUGGAACUGCAAAGAUUGGUUUUGAGAAGAACAAGGUGUCCCAAGGAUUUGAAGCUCUCGCUCGUGCACAGAGUCUUCUAAGGAGUAAAAAGUCUCUUGGGAAAAUAGCAUUGUUAUCUCAGAUAGAAGAAUCUUUGGAGGAGCUUGCACCUGCUUGCACAUUGGAAUUGCUAGGCAUGCCUCACUCACCUGAGAAUGCUGAAAGAAGAAGAGGAGCAAUUGCAGCCUUGCGUGAAUUGGUCAGACAGGGGCUUGGUCUGGAAACAUCGUGUCGAGUUCAAGACUGGCCAUGCUUCUUGAGCCAAGCAUUUAAUAGACUAAUGGCUUCGGAGAUAGUUGAUCUUCUUCCAUGGGAUGACUUAGCUAUUACAAGGAAGAAUAAGAAAUCACUUGAAUCACAGAAUCAAAGGGUUGUUAUUGAUUUUAAUUGUUUCUACAUGGUGUUGAUAGCUCAUAUUGCCCUGGGGUUUUCAAGCAAGCAAAAAGAAUUGAUUGACAAAGCAAAGACUAUAUGCGAGUGUCUGAUUGCAUCAGAGGGUACUGAUCUGAAACUUGAGGAAACUUUUUGCUUGUUCCUUCUUGGUCAGGGUAAUGAGGCUAUGGUUGUUGAAAAGCUUCAGAAGCUUGAAUUAAAUUCAGAUUCUGCUGCACGAAAUCCAAUCUCAGGGAAGGAAGUUAAGCAUACUUUUGGAGCGAAUCAAACAUUGGAAAUGUGGCUGAAGGAUGCUGUCCUUGUUGUGUUUCCAGACUCACGAGAUUGCCCUCCAUCGUUGGCCAACUUUUUUUGUGGUGAAAGGAGGACUUCUUUGAGCAAGAAAAGCAAAGUAGCUCCACAGAAUUUGCCUAUUUUAAGUCACAGACCAAUUUCCACUACUCUCGUGUCAGAGCGGAGAGAUUUCGAUGAGUCUCUUUCCCAUAUGAACUCUUCUCAACAUCUUGGAGCAGCUGUUAAGCAGCUGGCUCCAACUGAUCUUCAGAGUCCCUUGAUAUUGGGCAAGACUGGCAGUGGAAGCAGUGCUAGUGCAUCAUCUGUUCAAUUGAAAAGGAAUCUUGGCACGCACCAUGACAAAGUUUGGAAUGGUUGGGUUGCUAGAGGAGUUUUGGUGGGAAGGAUCACUUUUGUGGCAGUACUGGGGUGCAUUGUUUUUGCUUCCUUAAGGUUAACAGGCAUGAAGGGAAACAAGAUGAGAAGUGCUUCUAAAUGGGGCCCUAGUAAGCCAAAUACGCACACAAGUUCCAUUUCUUGGACAACUGAUUCAUCUGUGGAUUCUAGUCUAGUACCUGCUUAUAUCAAGGGAAAUGGACUAUCUGGCAGGCUUAAGAAGUUUUUGGUGACUUUUAUGAAGCAGGUCAGGACCUGCUCAGAUGCCGAAAAUCCACAAAUUUCAUAUUUGUCUUCUUCGACAGCUGUGUUCCGGAGGCUAAUGUCUAUUGAAGAAGCUGAAGACCUUGUGAAGCAAUGGCAAGCAAUUAAAGCUGAAGCUCUGGGGCCUAGCCAUGAAAUUGAUAGCCUCUGUGAAAUCCUUGAUCAGUCAAUGCUUGUUCAGUGGCAGGCUUUGGCUGAUGCUGCAAAAGCGAGGUCUUGUUAUUGGAGAUUUGUUUUGCUACAAUUGUCUGUCCUGCGAGCUGAAAUUUUAUCAGAUGAAGUUGGAGGAGAGAGAGCAGAAAUCGAGGCUGUCCUGGAGGAAGCAGCUGAACUUGUUAAUGAAUCUGAACCAAAUAACCCAAGUUAUUACAGCACGUAUAAAAUUUGGUAUGUUCUAAGAAGGCAAGUAGAUGGUUCGUGGAGGUUCUGUGAAGCGGAAGUGCAAACACCAUCAUAACAUUGGCCUAGUUACUGGAAUGCAUGAACCAGCAGCUGCCACACCGAAUAAUGCUUUGCUAACUUGGUUCCUCGCAUCUAUAAUUUUUCUUAACUAAUUAGAAAUGUGGAUCUCAAUUUAGGAGGUUUUUGGCAGAAUUCUAAAAUUUCAAAUGGGUUUAGUUUUGUUGAUGUUGAUAACUUUUACUUGUAGCUGAAAUAGAAUGAGCGGAAAAUAGUUAUUGGUUUCCUUUCCUUUGUGUCGUUGUCUCCGAUUACUAGAGGCAUUUAAGGCUAAUUGAAAUUGAAUUGUUUGACAUCAACUAUCGGACUACUGUACAGAUUAUCUAACUCAAUGAGGAUCCGAUAUGUCAUCUGAGUGUGCUUAUUUUAGUUUAUUUUUUUUGGGUCUGAGUGCUUAUUGUUUAUUUGGGCCUGAACUGAAGCCAUUGUUUUUCUUUUUUUAUUUAUAAAUUUUUAUAUUAAUUUUUUCGAUGAAUUGAUGUAAAUUUAAGCCCAUAUAAAAGCAGAGCAGAAUCUGAAGCUCCUUCAAAAGACUAGACUAGAGAGAGAAGCAGUUUGUUGAUCGAAUCCUUGAAUUGAAGCACAGCAUCAAAAGAGGUGAUGGGUCGCCAAGCCGUAGCCAAGCUGAUCUCCGUCUCCAUCAACUUCUAUUCUUCAGUGUCGACAUUACUCCCUGGCUCCGCCACCGCCGCUGGCGGUGUUUGUCGACAAAAACACUCGCGUCAUAUGCCAAGGCAUCACCGGCAAGAAUGGCACUUUCCACACCAAACAAGCCAUCGAAUAUGGCACCACUCGU